CGUAGUGUCAACUAUCGUGAAUGGCUGCCUCCGAGGUGGUUUUGUCCCUUUUUGACACCAACUAGCACCUUUAGCCGCCUUCUCUCUCUCUCUCUCUCUCUCUGUGAAAUUUCCAGCUACUUUCUGUGGCACAAGUCGCAUCCCUCUUUUGGAUUCAUCUUUUAUCUUCCUCUCUUAUAUAUUGUCAACUCUUCAAAAGGAAAAAGGAUAUCGAAAAGCCAACUUUGCGGGAUUGCGAAUUCAUUUUCAACUCUGGGAUUCCUAAAAACAUGAGAUGAUUGAAGGAAGUUGGAGAUAUUGGUGCUGAAAUUUGGUACUGGUUUUUUUUUUCCCUUUCGGACGAGGUAGCGGCUGUUGGAGAUAAUAAGAAAGAUUGAUUUUUUAUGGAAUAAAGCCAGAGGAUUGUUCGACCGCAUAUUUGGGAGCUCUUUGGAUUUUGUCAAUAAUCAUACCUGUUUGGCUGCCGAGAAACGCUAAGAAUACAAGAGAAGUCAACAUUUUGGGGAUUUGAUUGUGGGUUGGUUUGAUACCCGAUAGAAGUUAACCUUGAGCGUUUAUGGAGCCUGAUUCAACCGUUUGUUCUAGUCCGAGAGAAGGUUUUAUAUCUUGGGGACUAAAACCACAAAUGUUGUAAGAUUGUAAAUUAGGUUUUCUUUCUUUUCUUUUCUUUUUUAUUUCUCAGUAGCCAAGUAAGGGCUUUUGUAAUUUGACUCAAUGGAGCAGCACCUUAUGAUGGUUGAUGACACAUUGGGCUACAGUUCAGAUAUAGAAGUUGACGACAUAAGGUAUGAAAACAUAGCGGAGAAAGAUGUUAGUGAUGAAGAGAUUGAAGCAGAAGAAUUGGAGAAGCGGAUGUGGAAAGACUGUGUCAAACUCAAAAGGAUUAAGGAAAGACAAAAACUUGUAGUGCAGCAAGCUGCAGACAAGCAGAAGCCAAAGUCGACCACUGAUCUGGCUCAACGGAAGAAGAUGUCUAGAGCACAAGAUGGCAUUCUCAAGUAUAUGCUGAAGCUGAUGGAAGUGUGCAAAGCUCGCGGAUUUGUGUAUGGUAUCAUUCCUGAGAAGGGUAAGCCAGUGAGUGGUGCUUCAGAUAACAUUAGAGCUUGGUGGAAAGAAAAGGUGAAGUUUGAUAAGAAUGGGCUAGCAGCCAUAGCCAAGUAUGAAGCUGAGUGCCUUGCCAUGAGUGAGGCAGAUGAUAUACGAAAUGGGAACUCUCAAAGCAUUCUCCAAGAUCUGCAAGAUGCAACUCUCGGAUCGCUUUUAUCUUCUUUGAUGCAACACUGUGAUCCCCCUCAAAGGAAGUUCCCACUAGAUAAGGGACUUGCGCCUCCUUGGUGGCCAACUGGAAAUGAAGAUUGGUGGGCGAAAUUAGCAUUGCCCCAUGGUCAAAGCCCUCCUUAUAAGAAACCACAUGAUUUAAAGAAGAUGUGGAAAGUUGGAGUGUUAACAGCUGUAAUAAAGCAUAUGUCUCCUGAUAUUGCAAAGAUAAGGAGGCAUGUCCGCCAGUCAAAGUGCUUACAGGAUAAGAUGACAGCCAAGGAGAGUGCAAUAUGGUUGGGAGUUUUAAGCAGAGAGGAAGCCCUCAUUCAGCAGCCAAGUAGUGAUAAUGGGACAUCUGGUGUAACUGAUUUGCGACGAGGUGGCCAUGGUGGAAAUAAGCGAGCUGCAAUUAGUAGUGAGAGUGACUAUGAUGUAGAUGGCGUUGGUGAUGGUGUUGGUUCUGUUUCAUCUAAAGAUGGUCGGAGAAAUCAACUGACAGAUGUAGAAACUUCAGACAAUCAACACAAUACUACUCCUGUCCAAGAUGAAGAUACAGGGGAAAAACGAAAUAGGAGAAAAAGAGGCCGUUUCAGAUCAAAAUUUGCUGAUCAAUUGCCUGCAACGUCUCACAAUGAACAUCCACAUAUUGAGCCAAGAAUCACUGUGCCUCAUGUAAACCACACUGAAGGGCAGUUAGUUGGAUUCCAGACCCAUGGUGAUCAGCAGGAAGAUGAAACAAUGACAGAUUUGAGGCCCCUGGAGAAAAAUAUUGGCCAACUCCAGUUGCCUGCUUCUGAAUCGAAUCAUUUCUCGUCUCUACCUUCUGAAAAUGUAGUUUCCACCCAGAGCAUGCAUGUGGAUGGGAGGCCUUUGCUUUAUCCUGUGGUGCAAAACACAGAGAUCCUUCAUGGAAAUGCCGGCAACUUUUAUAGUCCAUCGGUGAAAUACGGGAACACUCAUGACUGGCAGCAGUCGCAGAUUAGGCCAGAGGAAGUUGGAGUCCAUGCACCAACAACGGAUAGAAGUGGAAAUGAGAUUCCUGUUGGAGAUUUGCACUACUAUGCAAAGGACACGUUUAAUAACGAGCAACAUCAACAUAUUGAUCCGCAGUUUGGGUCUGCCAUUGAUACCCUGUCAUCGGACUGUGGAGGAUUGAACAGCCCCUUCGAUUUUGGAAUUGAUGGCAUAAGUCAAUUUGAUGACCUUUUACGCGACGAAGAUUUGAUCCAAUACUUUGGUGCUUAAGAAGCAUUACAGUUGAUACUUCAGAGCUUAGAUUGUAAGUGAUGUUUCUUGCUAACAUGCAUCUGAAUUUAGUACUCGCUUCAAGGAUUUUGCCUUGCGACUCUUGUUUUGCUACCCGAUAUUCAUCGCCUUGCAUCUAUUUGGAGAAUCCUUCAUCCAUCAGAGAGGAUUUGUAGAGGUGGAAGGGAUUUUGUAAUUUCAUUACAAAAUUUACGUCUUGAUUAGUAAAUAAAAUAAGGAAGGAAGAGUAUUCGAGGUGA
This is a messenger RNA of Juglans microcarpa x Juglans regia, 2765 nucleotides long. RefSeq names its product ETHYLENE INSENSITIVE 3-like 3 protein. NCBI's taxonomy places the organism in Eukaryota, Viridiplantae, Streptophyta, Magnoliopsida, Fagales, Juglandaceae. The record is from RefSeq and is a predicted model, not a curated record. Bases 715 to 2505 code for a protein of 596 amino acids. Gene Ontology annotation, cellular component: nucleus. Gene Ontology annotation, molecular function: DNA-binding transcription factor activity; DNA binding. The transcript is spliced from 2 exons.